AAUAACAAUGGUGAGGAGCAGCGCUCCCGGAUCGAGUAGCAAGCCUCGACUGCAAGAUUCUGGGCAGCAAACAGCAGGAUGUAAACCUACACCUGAGGAUGUCCGGGGAAAAAAGCUGUCCAAACUAAGCCUUUCUAAGGCUUUGGGAUGCCAGCAAAUGGUGAGUGCCAUCAUCCACAAGUGGAAAAACCUUGGAACAGUGGUGAAACUUUCCAGGAGUGACAACCCUACCGGAAUUACUCCAGGAGCACAACUACAACCCAACCAGGAGCUCAAAAAAGACCCCGGAACAACAUCUGUAGAACUGCAGGCCUCACUCGCCACAGUUAAGGUAUCAGAUAAAUACAGCAUGCACCCUGAAGCGAUGGCGAACCCGAGUGACCACGUGCCCACUAAGGAAGUAGCUGAAAGCCUUGCGAGUCCCUCUCCUGACAUGUACAAGAAAAACAUGGUUCCUCUGGAUGACGAAGAAGCUUCUUCUGGAGCUCCUUCUUUUUCCGUUGAUGGACACCUGGAAUCUACUAACCUUGUCCCUCCAUCCCUUGCUAGUGCAAAGCCAGACUACCCAAGAGAACCUGGCAGAAAAAGGCUGUAUCAUGCAGUAAUGGCCAGACCAUUAAGGAACAUUACAUUUUCCAUUCAUACCAAACCUCAGAGGAAAGAAAGGACCAGAGCGGGGAGGAAACAUGAUUUACUCAAGCGUACUCUUUUGCAGAGUCACAUGAGAAAAGUUCUAAGCUUAGAUAAGGAGAAGUUACAAGCCAUGUUCCCAACUAAAUCCCAAAAACUCAACUUGUUACUCUCAAUGGCCCUGAAUGGAGAGUGUGUGACAUGAAUGUAUAAAAUAUCUGUCAAAGAAUAUUAGAGAGUUCUAAGUAGAAGCUGAGUUAGAAGUUAGUAAGCAUCCAGUUUAAAGUGAUUUACACAUUUCUAAACUUUAUUAAGCUGGUGUCUCUCAUCUGGCUUUGCUGAAACAAACUGUACAACUGUACAACAUCAACAUAACAGUGGAAACUAAGGAGCUGAAUCGCUUGCUUUUUUAUGAUCAAUGUAACAAAUUCAUCCCCACUAUUGGCAUGCCGACAUGAUUUUUAAAAUGUCUGUCCCCUAACUGAUUAUAUUACAUAACAUAACUGAUAUUUAAAUUUACAUGUAUUAAUGAACCCUUUCGUUUUGUGCGUUUUGAGUGGAUGAUCUUUAUUUGUCAAUAAA
Molecule: messenger RNA, 1212 nt
Organism: Clarias gariepinus (North African catfish)
Lineage: Eukaryota; Metazoa; Chordata; Actinopteri; Siluriformes; Clariidae
Exons: 5
Coding region: 8-835 (275 amino acids)
Source: RefSeq, a predicted model, not a curated record